Molecule: messenger RNA, 829 nt
Organism: Camellia sinensis
Lineage: Eukaryota; Viridiplantae; Streptophyta; Magnoliopsida; Ericales; Theaceae
Source: RefSeq, a predicted model, not a curated record
UCACUUCAUCUCUCACAAUCUCCCACUUCUCUCUUCAACAAGGCCUCUCUGAACAUCAUUAUCAAAUCUCUCACCAUCCUCAAUUGCUCAAAAUCUGAACCCCCAAUUUCACGAAGUUGAGUUGAGAGACAAAAUGGGUGGUCUCUAUGAGAGCAACAACAACCCAUCAUCUGGUUCUCAGUACCACACACACAAGAUCUUCCUUCUCUGUAACUACAUCCUCUUGGGUGCAGCCUCUAGUUGCAUUUUCCUCACCAUCUCUCUCCGUCUCGUCCCCUCCCUUUGCGGCUUCUUCCUCAUCUUCCUCCACAUCCUCACCAUUCUCGGGGCCAUUUUCGGCUGCACCGCCGUCUCUGAUGGGUCAAACAAGUGGUAUGGUGCUCACAUGGUGGCCACGGUUCUCACCGCGAUAUUUCAGGGCUCGGUCUCCGUGCUCAUCUUUACCAGGACCUCUGAUUUCUUGGGACAGUUGAAAUCUUAUGUUAGGGAAGAGGAUGGUGAUGUGAUUUUGAGAUUGUCUGGUGGAUUGUGCAUUUUGAUCUUUUGUUUGGAGUGGGUUGUUUUGGGCCUUGCUUUUGUGUUGAAGUACUAUGCCUUUGCAGAGGUGAAUGGUGGUGGUGGUGUGGCAAUGAGCAAAAGUAGCAAAGUUCACCAGGAGGAGAAUACCAGCUACUGGCCUUGGCAAUUUCAAGUCUAGCUAGACUAGACUAAAGCUGUGUUAUUGUGUCUCAAUUUUUAUGUGUUGGAUUUUUUUAAUUGGUAAUUAAGCACUAUUCAUUCAUAUGUAUGUGAUUUGAUGAUAUAUUAAUACAUGGUUCUUGAUUGUAUU